AUGGAUCUCGUCUCCUCAUGUCGAGCAAUGGAGAGGCGGAAGCCUUCUCCUUCCACGCCUGUGAAGGCCUUCUCACCCGGUGCGGCGGCGGCGGCGGCGGCGACGAAAUCGUCGAUCCCCGAAGAAAUCGUGACGCCAGAGAAGCUGGCAGAGUUGCCAAGGCGGAUCAGGAACCGUGGCGUUGCGUUUUCCAUGAAGGAGGUGAGGAAGAUUGCCGCGAGCCUCCGGCAGCCCCACGGGGUCUCACCCGAUCGGACAAAGAAAUCCAGACCUCGGUUCGCGGAGAAGGACACUGCACUUGGUCCGAUCUUUGAUAAUGUUCAGAUGCGGCUCCCGUUGAAACCCCUCCCCAAACUCACAGAAACGUAAGAACACUCUCUUGGCGUUCUCAUCGAAUUUAAAACUCCAUCAGAGUCGCUGAGUUUAGCGCUUUUACAUGUCUCGAUUAGAUCUGAAGAAAGUUCUUGUUCUGUUGCAUUAUCUGUGUAAUGGAUCUGGAAGAUUUAUCGGUUUUUUCUCAAGUAUUUUACAAUCUCUCACUGUCUUUUUAUGUAUUGGAUCUGCUUCACAUGUCUUAUUCAUUCAUCUAUCAGUGAGGUGAUGAACCAUGUUUUUGCCACCAAAUCACUACGGGUUCUUAGUCACAAACUUUAAUCUCGUUCUGACCAGGCGUGAGAUUCUGCUGGAAUUCUUCAACUCACUGACAUCGUCGAUCAGAUUGCUCCGUCGGAAAGGCCACAUGUCUAACUUUUCGAAGAUCAACAGCAAGUGGAGUCUCUCACUAACAGGUAGAAAUCACCGUGUUGCUACAUUCUUGGGAAAUCCAUCUGGGGAAACUAGACAAAAUCGACUUCGUUGCAACGGUUCAGGAGGUUUUCUUAUGGACAUCUGGCCCAACUCAAGUACAUCCUACCAGAAGCGAUGUGUAUCAAGAAGAUCCUCAGGCACCUCUGGCGCGUGGCCGCAAGAUGAUCUUCAUCGGCUACGAGUGCGGAUCAAAGGCACGGUAGUGCCUACGAUCCCACCACGAGGCGUGUCCAUGUGACACGGGACGUGGUGUUCGACGAAAAUGCCUAGUGGGACUGGGGCAGCGGCGCGGAGCAAGGGGAUGCGGGCAGCCACGACAUGUUCACAUUGGAGUAUGCCGUCGGGAACCAGGUACCUCCGGAGCUCGAAGGCGCCAUCGAGGUACUUGAUGAUGAUGCGCUAGGACCAGAGCCGAUGUCGCCGCCAUCCGUGCACUCCAGUGGGGGGGCGGUGCCGAUUGAAGAUGGAGGAAAGGAGGUGGAGUUCGCCACUCCACCCAGUGUCCACAUCGACCACCUGGAUGCUAAUCACGAUGAUGCGCCAUUCCGGUUCCACAAGAUCGACGACAUCGUUGGGCUGGCCUCGCCGCGUGGUCUCGCGUCGCGGGCAUUAAUUGCAGAGGAGCUGCACGUUGUAAGUUCUGAUGAGCCGAUCUCUUUUGCUGAAGCAAAGGGCCAUCCGAGCUGGAGGAAGGCUAUGGAGGAGGAGAUGGGGUCGAUCGAGGAGAACCGCACCUGGUCAUUGGUUGACCUCCCACAUGGUCGCCGGGCGAUCAGGUUGAAGUGGGUGUACAAGGUGAAGCGGGAUGAAAACGGAGCUGUGACGAAGUACAAGGCGCGCCUAGUGGUGAAGGGCUAUGUGCAACGCCAGGGGAUCGACUACGACGAAGCUGUAAGAGGGCUGUAAGAGGUUGCUUAUUGCUUACGGUUAUUCCUUUUCCCCCCUUUUUGCUCCCUUAUUUAAAGAGGGCUGUAAGAGGUUUUCUAUGAGCGAGAUAGUCUUCCUUGUUCCUCCUGCUGGGUUUUUCCUAUGA
Spirodela intermedia is the source of this 1840-nucleotide messenger RNA. NCBI's taxonomy places the organism in Eukaryota, Viridiplantae, Streptophyta, Magnoliopsida, Alismatales, Araceae. The record is from the annotation of a GenBank genome assembly.